AGUCCUUCUUUCUACAGUGUCGGUUUAAUUCGUGACACCAAAAUAAAGUGUGUUUACUGUCACUUUUCAAAAGGGGUAUUUGCCGCACCUUUGAGAGGUACUUCACUGGAAAUGUAAACUGUUGCCAAAGCCGCCCAACCAGAACAACGACAGUCACUACAGUAUAACCCGUCCCAACACAGCAUUCUGGGUGCAGUAACGCCCUACGGUACUUUUUACGUUUCCGCAAAAAAGGAAAAUAUUCUUUAGGGUAGCAGCUUCUUCCGUCUUUAGUUGUACAACGGUAACAGGACAGAAGUUGUAAUGGGUGACAAGCCAGGACAGAAAUCACAAGUCAAAGAAAAUGCACCCACUAAGGUAACAGUAGGUGUUUCUACUGACUCGGGAACAGAGGUGGCAAGUAAAACAGAGAAACCUGACUGGAAAACAGCCUUGGAUCAUUAUGAGAACUUGGGCAAAACUUCGAAAAAACCCAGACCGCCCAAACCCCAGUUUGCAAUCACGAUUGCUGUGUCUUCGAGGGCUCUGUUUGAUAUGGUGGACGAACAGAAGAUUUAUACGGAAGACGGUCUAGAAAAGUAUGUGCAUUUCCAACAAAAUCAUGAGAACGAGCCCCUUCCACCAGGAUCGGCGUACCCAUUUGUGAAGGCACUGGAAACGGUUAAUGAACGCCUGCGCAAGAUGUACCCUGACAGCGAGGAGCUGUUUGAUAUUGUUCUGAUGACUAAUAACCACGCCCAGGUUGGUGUGAGACUUAUAAACAGUAUCAACCACUAUGGCCUGACAAUUGAAAGGUUCUGUAUGACAGGAGGAAAGAGCCCUGUUGGCUAUCUUAAGGCAUAUCACACCAACCUCUACCUCUCUGCUGAUUCUGAAAAAGUACAAGAAGCAAUAGCGGAAGGAAUUGCAGCUGCAACAAUGUUUUCUGGAAAAAAAUCCAUCACUUUCUCAGAUCAGCAGUUAAGGGUAGCAUUUGAUGGAGAUGCUGUUCUCUUCUCUGAUGAAUCAGAACAGAUUGUGAAGGAACAGGGUCUUGAUAAGUUCUUUGAACAUGAAAAGUUGAAUGAAAAUUUACCCCUUGCUCAGGGACCUCUUAAGUGCUUUCUGGAGGCUCUGGGGAAGCUACAGCGAAAGUUCUAUGCUAAAGAUGAACGUUUAGACUGUCCCAUACGGACUUACCUAGUUACGGCAAGGAGUGCUGCAAGUUCUGGGGCUCGAGCUCUGAAGACACUACGAGACUGGGGUUUGGAGAUAGAUGAAGCACUUUUCCUAGCUGGAGCUCCUAAGGGACCAAUUUUGGAGAAAAUCCGCCCUCACAUUUUCUUUGAUGAUCAGAUGUUCCACAUUGAAGGCGCUCAGCAGCUAGGUACCAUAGCAGCACAUGUCCCAUAUGGUAUUGGCCAAAAAUAUAAUAAAUCUACUCCCAAAGAACAAGCUCCUCCAAAAGAGCAAGCACCUCCAAAAGCCUAAAACUGCACUAUUAAUUCCCACAGUCAGCCUUUUACAUUGUGUACAGUUUGUUUUUUACGAGAAUGAUACUUUUGGUUUACAGAGAUGAUUUAAAAAAGUCUCAUUUGUUUACGCUGAUGUUUUAAUAUAAAAUGAGUAAAAUGUUUUGAAAAACUAGCUUAUUAGCAGUUGUGUUUUGGUAAAAACAGAAAAGAUGUUAUAGAUUUGGCUUGCAUUUAAUUGCAUUUGUUGACUUUAUACUGUUUGCCAGGGUGCAAAACAUUUAUUUUCCAGUCAGAAUUUUACUUUGUUUCCUAAUAUAGGAAAUGAAAAAGCGAUGUUACUUAACAGUGUUCGUGGGGGAAAAUGGCUGUAUUUUGAAUCCUCUUUGCAUACACUGGCUACAGUCUGACAAAAAAUAUUGUGGCUGCUCUUUCUGCCUUAUUCAGCCAUCCGUGGGCAGUUUUGAUACUGUUUUCUAAUGCACUUAUUUCAGGAUUAGACUAAGUAAGUCUGUUGUAAGAAAUUACAGUGAUGUUUUCUAAGUCUGGGGUAUUUUUAACUUAAGCAUGCUAGGCAUUUUAAGGGUAUUUAAAAUAGUUGAGUUUACUACAUGCAGUAUGUAUUGGGUGCCUUACAGCAACACUUUUAUAUUGGGAAGUUUAAUUGUAUAUUUUAUGUAUUAGCGUGUGGGUAUUUUAAGAGAUUUCAGGGUGAUUCCUGAUUGUGUUCUGUACAAUGCAGUUGUUUUUGAGGUCACAAAAGUGAAGCAGUUAAAUGUAUUUAAGGUAAUAUUUGAUAGUUUAAUAAAAGGUGUUACACAACA
Protopterus annectens (West African lungfish) is the source of this 2275-nucleotide messenger RNA. Its product is annotated as cytosolic 5'-nucleotidase 1A-like. Lineage: Eukaryota; Metazoa; Chordata; Ceratodontiformes; Protopteridae. Gene Ontology annotation, molecular function: magnesium ion binding; nucleotide binding; 5'-nucleotidase activity. The transcript has 6 exons. The record is from RefSeq and is a predicted model, not a curated record. Gene Ontology annotation, cellular component: cytosol; cytoplasm. Bases 304 to 1470 code for a protein of 388 amino acids. Gene Ontology annotation, biological process: nucleotide metabolic process; adenosine metabolic process.